Molecule: messenger RNA, 420 nt
Organism: Akanthomyces muscarius
Lineage: Eukaryota; Fungi; Ascomycota; Sordariomycetes; Hypocreales; Cordycipitaceae
Exons: 2
Coding region: 1-420 (139 amino acids)
Source: RefSeq, a predicted model, not a curated record
AUGGUCUUUACGAUUCCCGAACUUCCCAAGUACGAGCGCGGGCGCCCGCUGCCGGCCGUGGAGCUUGCCUACCACUACAAGCUGCCCAACUGCCCCGGCAAGUCGUCGAUUGGCAUCAUUGUCAACUUUCCGCCCAACGCGGCGACGCCGCCGCACAGGCACGCGGGGGCGUCGGUGUCGGUGCUCGUGCUCGAGGGCCAGGUCAUCAACAAGAUGAACGACGAGGAGACGUGCGUGCUGGCCAAGGGCGAGAGCUUCUUCGAGGCGCCGUGCUGCCACCACAGGGUCAGCAACAACUACAGCGCGACGGAGCCGGCGAAGCUGCUGGCCACAAUGGUGGUGGACGACGAGGUUGUGGAAAAGGGCGGGUACGAGGCGCUGACGGUGAUUGACGAGGAGUUUCGGGACGUGAAGCUGUGA